AUUACUAAUUAUCAUUUGCUUAAUGUUCAACAGAUCUGCCCACUUUGCUUCAAAGCGCCUCUCAACUCUCAGCAAAGCUGCAUUCAGUUCUUGCGGAGGAAGAGAUGUUGGCUUCAUCGGCCUCGGAAACAUGGGAAUCCACAUGGUCAGACACUGCAUCAACAAUGGAAACAACCUCACUGUGUUCGAUGUCAACGAGAAAGUCCUCCAACAAGCAGAACAGAUGGGAGCCAAAGUGGCCACCAGUGUCAAAGAAGUCGCUCAAGGACGAGAUGUCGUCAUGACAAUUGUCCCCAACACCGAGAUUGUCCAAGAACUCAGACUCGGAACUGACGGAAUUUUUGAGAACGCAAGGGAAGGAGCACUCAUCAUCGACUCUAGUACAAUAUCGCCAACAGCAUCUGCAGAAAUGUCGGAGCACGGAGAAAAGAUCGGACUCAGAGUCGUGGACGCCCCUGUGUGUGGAGCUCAGCCAGGAGCCAUGGCAGGAACUCUCACAUUCUUGGUCGGGUGCAAAGACGAAUACUUCGAAGACUGCAAGUCAUUUCUUCCAUCAAUGGGUAAGAAGAUCUACCACACAGGAGCCCCAGGAACAGGACAAGUAGCAAAGAUUUGCAACAAUUUGAUGUUGGCAAUUCAGAUGGUCGCAGUUUCGGAGGGGAUAUCUCUUGGAGAGAAGUUAGGACUUGACCCAAAGAUCUUAGAGCAAGUAAUAGGAGAUAGUACAGCUGCUUGUUGGGCAAUGAAUUUAUACAAUCCAAAACCAGGAGUAAAAGAGAACGUUCCUUCUGCAAAUGAGUACAAUGGAGGAUUCGCAACUUCCUUAAUGAAGAAAGACUUGAAUCUAGCUCUUGAUGGGGCAUCAAGUGUUGACUUACACCUAGGAUUUGUUUCAAAAGCAAAAGAGUACCUAACAGAAGUAGAAAAACUCGGAAAGGGAGAGAAAGAUUUUGGAUAUGUUUACCAAUAUGUCAAGGACUUGAAGUCCUAACUCCAAGCUGUUAACGUGGCAGUAAUAACAAGAAAGGCCGAUAAAUC
Molecule: messenger RNA, 1038 nt
Organism: Moneuplotes crassus
Lineage: Eukaryota; Ciliophora; Spirotrichea; Euplotida; Euplotidae
Source: the annotation of a GenBank genome assembly